Neolamprologus brichardi is the source of this 1119-nucleotide messenger RNA. NCBI's taxonomy places the organism in Eukaryota, Metazoa, Chordata, Actinopteri, Cichliformes, Cichlidae. The record is from RefSeq and is a predicted model, not a curated record.
AUGCUGUACUUCCAGGUGGUGAUACUCGCUGCUACAGUCAUGCUGGUUUACUACUGUGAGUUCACUGACACUUUCAGUCCAGCAGAGCAGGGCUUCAUUUGCAGAGACCCCACUUUGACCAAACCUGAUCCUGGACCUGAGCAGAACAGCCGCAUGCCGCCUAUCAUACUGUACUCUGUGGUGAGCGGACUACCUGUUGUACUGAUUUCGGGGGUGGAAGUAGUCAUCUUCCUCUUUUACUACAACUCAAACCACUUUUAUGAGCAGGAGAAGGUUGUUGUCGUGGGAGACUGCUGCUAUGUUAACCCCAUGGUGCGCAGGACUGUCCGUUUCCUUGGUAAUGUAAGACCAGCACAAAAUAUUCCCACCAUUGUUGUUUUUGUGGUUCAGUAUUUCAAAAAGAGACCUGUGAUUCCCCAGAGUCCCUCAGACUCAGGCACGGCUAAUACCGAUGAGGUUUCCCCUGAAGUCAAUCACAACAUGGAGACCAGUGAUAAGAGCCCAGGGUCCAUCACAGAAGUCACAUGACUAUGAAGGACCACCCCCUCACCCAACCACAUCAAGGGGGAGAUUGACGUCACCAAUUCUGUGUAGUUCAUGGACCUUUGUUUUUUACAUCAGUCUCAUUUGCGUCUCAUUUACAUCAGCAACAUUUUCUGUCAUUUAAGAAUUAAUCUAUCAUUGCCACUUUUACUUUGCACUGUAGUGUUGUUCUCCCAGGGUCAAAUGUGGCACGCACAGUUUAAAUGUUUACUGUAAAUGUACUGCCAACUUCAGAAAUGUCACUGUGGGUAUUGUAGCAGCCAUUUUAACUAAUAUAUGAUUUGUUUUCUAUAUGGGUAAAAGUAUUUGAUAUGUGUAUUCAAUGUAAAUUUAAUGUGAAUACGUGUAGCAUGUGUUAAUGUCAAAUAUAAGUCAGUAAGAUUGCAUGAUAUCUGAUAUAUGAGGUUAUAAAGAGGGAUAAAGGGAUAAAUGAUAACUAAGACAGGAUCAUUGGUUGUCAUGGUUUCCACGAUAUUGUCUAUGUUAUGUAGGAGUCUUUGGAAAUCUGAAUUCAGUUCAUUUCAGUUUUCCAUUUUAUUUAUAUAGCACCAAAUCACAACAGUUGCCACAAUAAUA